This is a messenger RNA of Monopterus albus (swamp eel), 2396 nucleotides long. It is a transcript of the gene rnft2, whose product is annotated as ring finger protein, transmembrane 2. Lineage: Eukaryota; Metazoa; Chordata; Actinopteri; Synbranchiformes; Synbranchidae. The transcript has 10 exons. Gene Ontology annotation, molecular function: ubiquitin protein ligase activity. Bases 122 to 1468 code for a protein of 448 amino acids. Gene Ontology annotation, biological process: positive regulation of ERAD pathway. The record is from RefSeq and is a predicted model, not a curated record.
GGAAAAGCAUCCGAGCAUCUUAGCAGCAACAGCACUAACGUUGGACUAAUUAUGACAAAAGCUAAAGGGCAAGUCAUUGACCUAAUUCAGGGCUGGAAUAUGUGGUGAUGAGCGGUAUGCCAUGCAGAGGAGACACAGCAGCAAUACGGAUGGCAUGCCGUCUGAAAGGAGCCGAAGUCAAACUCUGGGGUCAGAGAGCAGCCUGGAUGAAGGCAGUGUGUUUGACUGUCUGAAGCCUGACUCGCCCGCUUCACCCCAGCAGAUCUUCUCAGGUCUAGUGGGUGUUCCCUCUGGUUCUGUUUCCUCUGCCCAAUUUCAGGCAGCUGGCUUAGUCCUGGGCUCUCCCCCUGAGGUUUUUAUCCAGAUGACUGCAUCCUCUAGAGAAGAAGGGGGCCCCCACCGCACUGAGGGUGGACCUCUUGUUCCUCGGCCACCCCAGCACCACCAUCAUCAUCACCACCACUUCCACCACCACCCCUUGCAACACAGGACCUCCUCUCUGCUCCAGCAGGCUACGACAGCAGCAGGCUCAGAGAGGCACAGCUCCAGAGAGGAGGCCCAUGAAGACCCGUCCACUCCGGCCCCAGCACUGUCUGAACUGAAGGCAGUAGUCACAUGGCUGCAGAGAGGCUUCCCCUUCAUCCUCAUUCUGCUGGCUAAAGUCUGCUUUCAGCAUAAGCUAGGUAUUGCUGUGUGCGUGGGGAUGGCCAGCACAUUUGCCUAUGCCAAUUCCACGUUUAGACACCAAGUGUCACUACGGGAGGAGCGAUCUGUAUUUGUCGCUCUGUGGAUCGUCAUGUUCCUUGCGGGGAAUGUAGUGUAUAUCUACUACACGUUCAGUCAUGAGGAACUGCACAACAGCCUCAUAUUUGCCAGGCCCAACCUGAAUAGCUUUGACUUCUUUGACCUGAUCUGGGCAGUGGGCAUCACCGACUUUGUCCUGAAGUACUUCACCAUCAGCCUGAAAUGCUUUGUCCUCUUUUUACCCAAGAUUCUCCUGGGCUUCAAAUCCAGGGGUAAGUUCUACCUGCUGAUUGAAGAGCUGAGCCAGCUCUUUCGGGCCCUGGUGCCCAUUCAGCUUUGGUACAAGUACAUCAUGGGAGAAGACCCGUCCAACAGUUACUUCCUAGGAGCCACACUCAUCAUUAUCUACAGCCUCUGCAAGUCUUUUGACAUCUGUGGACGCGUAUCAGCCAUACGCAAGGCCUUGGUCAUGCUCUGUAGCUCCCAGAGUUAUGGAGUGAGGGCCGGCAGUCAACAGUGCAGUGAGGCAGGCGAUGUCUGUGCUAUUUGUCAAGCGGAUUUCAGAGACCCCAUUGCCCUUCUCUGUCAGCACGUGUUCUGUGAGGACUGCCUGUGUUUGUGGUUCGACAGAGAGAGAACGUGUCCACUGUGCCGCACUACUGUCAUUGAUACCCUGCGAUGCUGGAAGGACGGCACCACCUCAGCUCACUUCCAGAUUUACUAGGCUCUGACACCUUCUUAUACGCACCGGUAAAGCUGUGACGGUGCUUUAGUGUGAGCUAGACAAAGGUGUGUCAUCUUCAUCUGUUUAUGUUAGUGCAGCAAUUCUUUAAAUUAGGGUAAGCAUGACACAGAGCAGAUUAUAUUUAAAUUAUAAUAUUUUCAGUGCGGACAAAUUGAGAAUCACAUGGAGCUGGUGGUAGAGGCCACAGGCAUAAACCUAACCAACAACAUGGUAUUGUGUAAAAGAAUCAAGUCAGUUUGACAGUUGUUGUACAGUUAUGGCAUCAUUCCCAAUUUAGUGUACACGUAGACUUAGCCAAGGAUGUAGAUGGUGCACAACAUUUAAAAAAUAUUGAUAAAAGAAUUUUACCUUGAUUUAGUGUGGUGAUAAUGUAAACAGCAUUCACACUUGUUAGUGGAAAAUGUGACACAGUUGUUUGUAUUCUUUAUUUUUGACAUGACUAUAUUGUCUAUAUUAUUGCAUAAUUUGAUAUUUUUAAGUUGCGUAAAUGGAACAACUGAAUACGGCACAGUCAGCCUUUGGAAAAAAAAAAAAACGGCUUGCCUCACAGAGCGAUCAUAAGUAGAAAUUCAGUGCAAACAUAUGUACUGUGUAGGUUUAAAAAAAGUUCUUAUGGUUAUGUAGAUACUGAAUAAUGAACAAAAGGUAAUGUAUGACUUUUAACUUACCGAUCUUUAAAUAAUUCAGAGUAUAAUUGUUUGUGAUACCAGCCAGGCACCAUUAUCACGACAUUUUGUAGAGUUAUAUCACAUGUGGUGUAGAUAAUGUCCUCCACAGUUUUCCAUUGUUAAUCCUUAUGUUAAUAUUCAUUCUUGGGAUGUAUAAUUGGCAGCAUUGACUUUAAUGCUGAAUUCACUGGAAUGCUGAGGGUUUUGGUUUUGAAUUAAAGCAGCUGAACUCACAUUAU